Anopheles coustani is the source of this 1246-nucleotide messenger RNA. RefSeq names its product ribulose-phosphate 3-epimerase (gene Rpe). NCBI's taxonomy places the organism in Eukaryota, Metazoa, Arthropoda, Insecta, Diptera, Culicidae. The record is from RefSeq and is a predicted model, not a curated record. Gene Ontology annotation, biological process: pentose-phosphate shunt; carbohydrate metabolic process; pentose-phosphate shunt, non-oxidative branch. Gene Ontology annotation, molecular function: D-ribulose-phosphate 3-epimerase activity; metal ion binding. Gene Ontology annotation, cellular component: cytosol. The transcript is spliced from 2 exons. The coding region runs from base 99 to 782 and encodes 227 amino acids.
UCUCCAUCAUGUGUUGAAAACACACGCCGUUUGACCUUUGUGCGGAGAGAGGACAGUAAAAGCCCAACAGUUGGUUCCGGUGCACCGAACUCGACAAAAUGUCCUCCCUAAGUGCUCGCAUUGGCCCUUCCAUUCUUAAUGCCGACUUAUCGCAGCUCCACGUGGAAUCUCAACGCUUGCUCGACAAUGGCGCGGACUAUCUUCACUUGGACGUCAUGGACGGUACGUUCGUACCGAAUCUAACCUUCGGCCAUCCGGUGGUGAAGUGUUUGAGGAACAAAAUCAAGGAUGCCUUCUUUGAGACGCACAUGAUGGUCCAAAACCCACAACAGUGGAUUGAACCGAUGGCCGAUGCCGGUGUCCAGCAGUACACUUUCCACAUCGAACCGGUCAUGGAGCGCGUGCCAGAUAUUUGCCGGAAGGUGCGUGAGUCCGGCAUGAAGGUUGGGCUGGCGCUGAAACCGGGCACGGCAGUAGACGCGGUUCAACAGUACAUAGCCGACGCAGACAUGGUGCUGGUUAUGACCGUGGAACCCGGCUUCGGUGGACAAAAGUUUAUGGCCGACAUGAUGCCAAAAGUACAAUGGUUACGCGAGCACUAUCCCACGCUGGACAUCGAGGUGGACGGAGGAGUGGGGCUGGCUACGAUAGAGCAAUGCGCGAAGGCUGGCGCCAAUAUGAUCGUGGCCGGAACGGCGAUAAUUCAAGCUAACGAUCAGGCUGCAGUUAUUCGAGAUCUGAGAAGUUCCGUCCAGGGAGCGAUCUCGAAAGGAUGUUGUUGAUUCUGGUUUGAAACCGCUCAAGAAUCUGUUUUACUCAUCAGAUUCAUCCAAGAAAAAAUUAAAUUUUUGAAAUUGCUCGAAAGAUGCUCGAAAGUUCAAAAUUCACUGGAAAGUUGACUACAUUUUUUACGAGAAAAAAAUGGUUACAACUAACAAAUAAAAUUACUUACAUGAACUAAAAUUUUCUCCAUCAUUAUAUGCAGACUACUCAAUAUACUCAUUUCGUUUCAAUUGGUUCUACUGAACAUUCUAUAGAUGAUCAAUAAACAUAACGCCGAUCGUUAAUUAUUUUUCUAUUAUUUUUAUUAUAUAUUUAGUUUCUUAUAAAUUCCAGCCAUUAGUUUACACAAUUAUAUUAUUAUAUUAUUUAUAAUUAUUUUUUUAUUUACUGUUUCUGUUCUGCACUUGCAGCUCUCACAAUCUCUCUCUUUCGUCCGACGCUUUCCUUUGCUCUAUCUUUUGUU